This is a messenger RNA of Anguilla rostrata (American eel), 4791 nucleotides long. RefSeq names its product homeobox C1a (gene hoxc1a). Bases 161 to 1261 code for a protein of 366 amino acids. Gene Ontology annotation, biological process: regulation of transcription by RNA polymerase II. NCBI's taxonomy places the organism in Eukaryota, Metazoa, Chordata, Actinopteri, Anguilliformes, Anguillidae. The transcript is spliced from 2 exons. The record is from RefSeq and is a predicted model, not a curated record. Gene Ontology annotation, cellular component: nucleus. Gene Ontology annotation, molecular function: RNA polymerase II cis-regulatory region sequence-specific DNA binding; DNA-binding transcription factor activity, RNA polymerase II-specific.
CCAUUGGCCAAAACUGAGAGGGCACGUCAUCUCUUUCAAUCACGGAUCGAAUUUCCAGACAAUAUUUGUUUCCCCUUCGGCCACUGCACCGACCAAGUGAUGCAUUGAAUAAGUGCCGGGGACGACUGGGCGUCACUGGGACGCGAAAGAAGCUAAGAGAAUGAAUUCCUACCAAGAGUUAAUUUGUAACGGAGAGAGCAACGCACAGUACUCAGGGGGUUACCUUCCAGCGGAGGCCAGGCUGCCACACUUGGAGAAGAGAACAACUUUAAAAUUUAGCUGUGGGAGCGAAGAAGGGCGCUAUGCACUUGGCACGGAGUUUCCCCUGCGGCACCGCGCCUCUCCAUUCCCUAGUACCGCCCCAGCUCCUCCGCAGCAAUAUGGCUUUGCGAACGCUAACGACGCAUUCCAUACAGGGAGCCUACACAUAGCCUUCGGGGCUACAUCCGCCUACGCGCAAAAUCAGGGUUACCCUUCCUCUGCGACUUGCAGUCACCUCUCUCACCCCGCAACCUCUUACCCUAAUGCUCCGGAGCUGGACUUCAGUAGACCCGGAUACCAACCCAAAAAGGAGAUUCUAGCGAACUUAACCGGGCAUCACUCCGGAUUCGGGUCACUUAAAAGGCAGUCUCAGUUACACACUCAGGAAAUAACAAAGAUUCACCUGACAGUCACGGACAGUCCCAGUAACUCCAACGACGUCACUCAGCAACUUCAACCUGACAACAGUUACCUUAACAAAACUUUCCAGUGGAUGAAAGUUAAGCGCAACCAACACAGAGCAGUAAGGUCGUUCCCUGGGGUCAGCGGGGUGAAGUGCUUUGGCCCGGGGCUCGGCGCGAACGGCGACUGCGACGGCGGUGAGAAUUUCGCGCAGGAAGGGCGGCACCCCGCCGGCGGCGCCCCGCGGACCAACUUCACCACCAAGCAGCUGACCGAGCUGGAGAAGGAGUUCCACUUCAACAAGUACCUGACGCGAGCCAGGCGGGUGGAGAUCGCCUGCGCCAUGCAGCUCAACGAGACGCAGGUCAAGAUCUGGUUCCAGAACCGACGGAUGAAGCAGAAGAAGAGGGAGAAGGAGGGCCUGGCGCUGGCGCCCCCGGCCUCGUCGGGGAGCGGGCCGGAGGACUCGCCGUCCGAAAAGUCAGACGCCGGCUCCUCUCCGGCCUCCUCCCCUCCUCUGCCCAAACCCUUGCCUCCGGACACUGACACUAGUGACUCCACACCUUCAAUACAAACUGAGGUCUGUUCUCAUGUCUAAGGUCUGUUGCUGCUAUGCCAUUAUGAUUUUUUAAAAGAUAUUCUGUGUGCCCUGUAUUUAAUCAGCAUUGGCGUUUAGCUUUGACUUGCAUGUAAAUGCAAUUCUGUUUUUUCCUUCACAAACACCAUUUGUUCAGCAGUCACCAAAAAUGACAUACCAAACUGUGCUGCAGAACAAAUAAUGUGUCCUUCCAUUCAUUUUUUAAUCAAAGUUAAGGGUAAAUAUUGAGUGAAUCUAAACGUGUACCAGCUUAUCAUUAUUAACUCGCUGUAUGCUAUGCUAUUAGCAGUUUGCAUGUUGUUCACACUGCAUAAAGGAAGUAAUUGUGUAUAUAUAUUUAAAGGUAGAAAAUUAUCAUUUGAAACAAUCAACAACCACGUUGCGAGCUAAUUUAUAAAAUGAAUAUUACUGUGCACUUUUUAAUGUCAGGGUUAUUCAGUAUUUUCUUCCAUACUAAUGCGGAAACGGUAGACAAGAAAGAAACAAGUUUAAUUACUUGCAUUUUAUAUCAGUGCCUCUUGUUAGACAAUGGAAUAAAAAUGCUAUGCACAAUCUAUCGAUUUACCAACACAACCGUCAGAAAAGAAUGUUUCCUUUUUAAGGUUGAGCCUUUAACGUUUCAUAACUGGAACACAAGCACACACUAGAUAUUUGGUUAAAUAAAUGAAUAAAUAAAUAAAUAAAUAAACAACACUUUUUAAAAAUUAUAUACUCCAACUCCAUGCUAUAUUUUCUGUAUUUUUUGUCGACACUAAUAUUUCACGUUUUAAGUGUCAUCAUUGUAUUUAUGCAAGCAAACGAUUAGAUGUUUUUUUCUGAUUGUUUUUAUUACAAGAAUAAUCCGCUUUCAACAGUUAUCAACACAUCUUGAUUGUAGUGUCAGUUUAGGUGUGAAAUGCAUUACUUAUAAGACUACAAAAAAACGUGUUGCAAUGUGUUGAUUUAGCUGUGAACAUCUAGUUAGGUACAAGUCGUCAAAUAUUAACUUCAGAUUGCAAAUCAUUUUUAAUCAUGUUGCGUUCAUUUUCGGGUGGGGGUAUGUAGAAGGGAACUACGGAAAACAAUUUCCACUUUUUGAAUUUGGAUGAAAUUAAGUUAAGUAAAAAUGGACAUUCAAAUGACAUUAUAGGUUCAGGUGUUAUUCAUAUUUUGCAACAAAAUAUUUGUUAGCAGAAGUGUUUAUGUCAGCUGAUGUAAAUUAUGUUCAGGAACAAAAUGCCUCUGCAGGUGAACCGUCUAUAGUGCCUAUUCAGCAGUCUAUAGCAUGAACCGCUUAAACGGAGUGCCUUGAAAUUGCCCUUCAGCGACACUAACGUUCGCAAUUAAUUGGCAUCAUAGUGUAGACAAACAGUGUAAGACUGAAAAAGACUGUUUUACUGCACGCGUAAGUCGAUCUAUAAAACGUUUCAGUGAUUUGAGUCUGCACUUGCAUUGUCUCCCAUCCAGCUCCAAGCGAGUCUUUUUCCAAGUGAUUUCGUUCCCACUGUAGGCCUACACCAACCGCCUAAAAAUAUGUUAAAAUAUAGCAACAAUUAUAGGGUGAGUUUAAGUACGCUUAUUCGGUUUUGCUAGUCAGUUAGUCGGAAUAAGUUUACACACGUUUUCCACGAAAUUUGUUUUUUUUUUUUUUAAAUAAUAUGCUUAUAAAACCGAAACAAUGAGCUUUAUCAUUAGUAAUUUGCUCUAUUAAUAAAAUGCUGGCACCUGUAUUUCAUAAGAAAUUACUAUUCUCGGUCACUCGAUUAUAGCACCCUUUGGACUAAAUCUCAUAAUGCGUUGUCAAUUUGGAAGCAUAUGUACUUGCAACAUACAGACCCGAACUACAAAAUAAUUAUUUUUUAAUACUUCGAGAAUAUUUGUCUCACACUGGCUCUACGGUUUGAAAGUCACCCAUAUCGUAGGUCUGUGAUACCCAAUAUGUAUAACUUAUGUCCCGUCAGAUCAUUUCAUUACGACGAUUUUCUUGAAUGAAAGACGAUAUGUGUUUGGAUCCAAUUUUCUUGGAAACAACCUUUUUUUAUUGUAUAUCAAUUCGUCCUUUGUGUUUCGUCAUCAACUCGUCGUUUUUGUUAUAAAACAGUUCAUUUUAAUUUGUUGAUUUUUAGUGUGUGUAUGGUAGCGAGGAGUGUGCGUGCUUUAAAAGGACACCAUUUGUCAUAUAUUUGUCCCCGGUUAAGUUUCCUGCUUACACGUGUUUUUCCUCACCCUAUGAAAAUAAUUAAUUACCAGUCCCUAUGCUUAAUUUAAAUAGAUUGACCUCAACAUAUUUAUCGGUUUCAGCUUUUGGAAUAGGCGGCUGUAUAAAAAGGUGUGAAGUGGUUUAAAAUAUACCCUACAGUCAAUGACGAAAAAAGAAACACAAUAUGUUAUUGCUCCAAGUAGGCGACCCAUAAAUUCACCAAAUGCUUUGUUCUCACCGUCCCUUAAAAUAAAUAAUUCAGUAGACUCAUUCAAUGUGUAAUAUAUUGGCUAUCGGUUGCCUAUACGCUUGUACUACCUGACUCUUUACCGAAACCACUGUGUGUUCAAAAACAAACUACAGCCCCUUUACCAUCAAUUUGACCUAGAAAUUCGUUGCUGUUCAACACUUUGUUGAUCGAAUACGUUUUUUAACAAUGUAUUUGUGAGGCCCAGGUGCAGUGAAUUUGAAAUGGAUGAAAACUGAUUUAGCAGUAGGCGCUCUUGUCACAUGUCGCUAGAGCAACGAUUUGGUGCUGAAGGACACCGUUCUUCUGUCACUUUCCAUAAAGUGUGUUUUCGGUACAUGAGGCCACAAUGUGUUAAUAUGUUAAUGAAUAUGCCUACAUAACUUCAAAUUAAGCUUUAGAAAUGAUCAAUAGAGAUACAUUUUGUAACAUACUACUUUCUCUAUUCCAUAACUUUUAUGACAUAUUAAUGAACCCGAAAGACGUAUAAGCUACAACCAAAGUAAUACUGCAUUCCGUUUCCUAUCAAAGAUUAAAUUAAGAAGGAAAAAGGAAUUGAAAGCUUGGACGGCGUAACAUUAUACCGCCCUGAGUAUGAUAUUGAGAUCUGAAUGAAUGUCAAAUGAAAGGAAUUUUCAUUCAAGAUGUUUUUUCACUGGAAUUUAUCAUCUGCAUCACAGUCUUUAAAUAUACUACAUUUUGUAACAAUUCCCUAAAACUAAUUAAUAAAAAUUGUUUGAAUGCAAAUAAAAUAAAUGUUUGUUUUAUAUAAAUGCAACAUGUGACAUUUCAUUUUGUCUGUGUCUGUUUGGACAUUUCUCAUCUGUUCGAAUGUCUUAGAAUUCGCUAAAUCAAAACGUUAUUGGAAUUAUUUUCCCAUUCUUGCAGUCAAUUUAGACAAGUUCAUGAUGAUAUAUAAAUGUCGAAAAAUGUAAUAUUUGCACAAACUCGUUAGGGUUGUAAGUCGCUCUGGAUAAGUGCGUCUGCUAACUGACAGCCCAAACGAUCAUAAUUGUCACAAGAAAUAUUAUUUUAAAAUGCACCUACUUCUCUUGGAUUGAUAUGUUAUAUUUUACAAUGAGAAAAAGUUUUGUGUCUACAUGU